GGACUCUAGUCUCUCAAAACUCCAACACUAGAGAGUACAGAGACACUCGCUUCUCACACUCAACGUACUGUACAGAAAAACAGGUCUGUCGAUUCUUGAUCUAUAACUAUCUCACCACUUUAAUCCACUUUAAUUCACAAUACACAGAGAAGAUUCUAAAUCAGGCCUCAAAUGCUGAUUUGAUUUGAUCGGAUCCAAGACCAAGAUGGGACAUGUAAACUUGCCUGCAUCGAAGCGAAACCCUAGGCAAUGGAAGCUUUUGGACCUCGUCACCGCUUCUUUCUUUGCCCUUGUGUUGCUGUUUCUGCUCUUAGUCUUCACUCCCCUCGGCGACUCGAUGGCGGCAUCGGGGCGGCAGUCUCUGCUACUUUCCUCGUCGGAUCCACGGCAGCGCAACCGCCUUGUGGCUUUGGUUGAGGCCAGGCAGCAUCCGCAGCCCAUCGAGGCUUGCUCCGCUGAGGAAGUGGACCAUAUGCCUUGCGAGGAUCCCAGGCGUAACAGUCAGCUCAGCAGGGAAAUGAAUUUUUACCGGGAACGGCACUGUCCCAAGCCUGAGGAUACGCCGCUCUGCUUGAUCCCGUCGCCUCCUGGGUACAGGAUACCGGUACAGUGGCCCGAGAGUCUGCACAAGAUAUGGCAUGCCAACAUGCCGCACAACAAGAUUGCUGACAGGAAAGGUCACCAAGGAUGGAUGAAAGAAGAAGGCCCGUACUUCAUAUUCCCUGGUGGAGGCACAAUGUUUCCUGAGGGAGCCAUUCCAUACAUUGAGAAACUUUCACAGUAUAUCCCUAUAAAAGGUGGAACUCUUAGGACUGCCCUUGACAUGGGAUGUGGUGUUGCCAGUUUUGGAGGGUAUCUGCUAAAUGAAGGCAUUUUAGCCGUAUCAUUUGCUCCAAGAGAUUCGCAUAAGUCACAGAUUCAAUUUGCUCUGGAAAGAGGAAUCCCAGCAUUUGUUGCCAUGCUUGGCACUCGCAGACUCCCAUUUCCUGCAUUCUCUUUUGACUUUGUGCAUUGCUCCAGAUGUUUAAUCCCUUUUACAGCCUAUAAUGCAACUUAUUUCGUUGAAGUGGACCGAUUACUUCGCCCCGGAGGAUAUCUUGUCAUCUCUGGACCCCCAGUGCAGUGGCCAAAGCAAGAUAAGGAAUGGGCGGAUCUCCAGGGUGUAGCUAGAGCAUUAUGUUAUGAGCUGAUUGCUGUCGAUGGAAACACUGUCAUCUGGAAAAAACCUGCUGGAGAUUCUUGCUUACCCAACCAAAAUGAGUUUGGCCUGGAAUUAUGUGAUCAGUCGGAUGAUCCAAUUUAUGCAUGGUACUUCAAGUUGAAAACUUGUACAAUUAGGACUUCUUCUGUUAAGGGACAAUAUGCUGUAGGGACAAUUCCUAAAUGGCCAGACAGGCUUACAAAAACACCUUCAAGGGCCAUGGUCUUGAAAAAUGGAAUUGACGUGUUUGAAGCUGACACGCGACGAUGGGCUAGGAGGCUAGCUUACUACAAGAAUUCUUUGAACGUGAAGCUUGGGACUUCCUCAAUCCGCAAUAUCAUGGACAUGAAUGCAUUCUUUGGAGGUUUUGCUGCAGCAUUGGUGUCUGAUCCUGUCUGGGUGAUGAAUGUUGUUCCUGCACGCAAGUCAUCAACUCUGAGUGUAAUAUAUGACCGAGGCCUUAUUGGAGUCUAUCAUGAUUGGUGUGAGCCUUUCUCUACGUAUCCCCGCACAUAUGAUCUCAUCCAUGUGGCUGGCAUUGACUCACUAAUAAAAAGUCCAGGACCUCCAGGUUCAAGCAAAAACAGGUGUAACCUUGUGGAUUUAAUGGUGGAGAUAGACAGAAUGUUGCGUCCAGAAGGAACGGUAAUCGUUCGAGAUUCCCCUGAAGUUAUUGACCGUGUAGGUCGUAUGGCUCAUGCUGUAAGGUGGACAAUCACCAUACACGAGAAAGAACCUGAAUCUCAAGGAAGAGAAAAGAUUCUUGUUGCAACCAAAACCUUUUGGAAGCUACCCUCAACAUCCCACUGACCGUAACCUUCUCUGUAAUAUGUAGGUAUUCUUUUCCUAUCUAUUUUUGAUUUUGUAUGGAUUAGUUCAUCAUGCAUCAAGCGGAUGCAUAUAUUUCUGGUCACUUCUUUCAUUUGGUUAUUCAUAUCAGGAAAUAGUCUAGAUCAAGUACAAAAAUUGUCCUAGACAUUUCCGUUUAUAUAGAACAUGCCUACCAUACCACUGAAAAUGAUGAUAAUUUUUUUUACGAGGA
Tripterygium wilfordii is the source of this 2243-nucleotide messenger RNA. Its product is annotated as probable pectin methyltransferase QUA3. Gene Ontology annotation, cellular component: endosome; cytoplasm; trans-Golgi network. The transcript is spliced from 7 exons. Bases 206 to 2011 code for a protein of 601 amino acids. The record is from RefSeq and is a predicted model, not a curated record. Gene Ontology annotation, molecular function: methyltransferase activity. NCBI's taxonomy places the organism in Eukaryota, Viridiplantae, Streptophyta, Magnoliopsida, Celastrales, Celastraceae.